AUGACCGACUCGUGCUGCUGCUCCCCUUGCUGCCAGCCUACGUGCUGCAGGACCACCUGCUGCCAGCCCAGCUGCUGCGGGUGCGGCGGCGGCUGUGGACAAGGCGGCAGCGGGUCCAGCUGCUGCGGGUCCAGCUGCUGCCAGCCUUGCUGCUGCCCCCCAACUUGCUGUCAGACCACCUGCUGCCGGACCACCUGCUGCCGGCCCAGCUGCUGCGGGUGCGGGGGCGGCUGUGGACAAGGCGGCAGCGGGUCCAGCUGCUGCGGGUCCAGCUGCUGCCAGCCUUGCUGCUGCCGCCCCACUUGCUGUCAGACCACCUGCUGCAGGACCACCUGCUGCCGGCCCAGCUGCUGUGUCUCCAGCUGCUGUCAACCCAGCUGCUGUGGGUCCAGUGGCUGUGGACAAACUUGCUGUGGGUCCAGCUGCUGUCAGCCAGCCUGCUGUACCCCCGUGUACUGCAGGAGAACCUGCUACUUCCCCACCUGCUGCUGCUUGCCUGGAUGCCUAGCCCAGGGCUGUGGAUCCAGCUGCUGCUAG
Zalophus californianus (California sea lion) is the source of this 537-nucleotide messenger RNA. RefSeq names its product keratin-associated protein 9-3-like. The coding region runs from base 1 to 537 and encodes 178 amino acids. The record is from RefSeq and is a predicted model, not a curated record. Lineage: Eukaryota; Metazoa; Chordata; Mammalia; Carnivora; Otariidae. The transcript has a single exon. Gene Ontology annotation, cellular component: keratin filament.